CUCAUUAGCCACCUUUGUUUGGCAGUGAUAAAAUUUCUCUUUGGGGUUUUAGUAAAUGGCAUCAUUGUGGCUGUGAAUGGCACUCACUUGAUCAAGCAGAGAAAGAUGAUUCCAUUGGAUCUCCUUGUUUCCUGCCUGGCGAUUUCCAGGAUUUGUCUGCAACUAGCCAUCUUCUACGUUAACCUGGCUGUUCUUUCCUUGAUUGAAUUCCCUCAGCUUGCUGAGAAGUUCGUAAUUCUCACAUUUAUAAAUGAAUCGGGACUUUGAUUUGCCACAUGGCUCAGCCUUUUCUACUGUGCCAAGAUUGCCACCAUUGCUCACCCACACUUCCGCUUGAAGGUGAGGAUAUCCAAGUUGGUUCCUUGACUGGUACUUGAGUCCCUGCUAUAUGCAUCCAGCAUGGAUGUUUUCCACAGCAAACAUAGGUGGAUAUUUUCCAAAGAACACUUCCUGGGCCUUUUCUCCCCAAAUGCAACCACCCUCAAAGAAAUACCCGCUUUACAGUUUGCCUUUCUUUUUGCUGAGUUCUCAUUGCCAUUACUUAUCUUCCUUAUUUCUUCUCUGCUCUUGAUAUUUUCUCUGGGGAGACACACCUGACAGAUAAGAAACACAGCAACAGGCCCCAGGAACCCUCGCACAUGCAUGCACAUCAGCACUCUUCUCUCCAUCCUGUCCUUUCUGGUCCUCUGCCACUCCAUGACAGCUGCUUUGCUCUUUUCUCAAAUUUUCAACUUUAGAAGCAUCAUAUUUCUGUUCUGCAUCUUGAGGGUUGGUUCAUACCACUCUGGACACUCUAUUACCUUAAUUUUAGGAAAUCCUAAAAUGAAACAAAAUGCAAAGAAAUUGCUCCUCCAAAGAAAGUGCUGUCAGUGA
Messenger RNA from Lagenorhynchus albirostris (white-beaked dolphin), 873 nucleotides. RefSeq names its product taste 2 receptor member 1 (gene TAS2R1). Gene Ontology annotation, molecular function: bitter taste receptor activity; G protein-coupled receptor activity. NCBI's taxonomy places the organism in Eukaryota, Metazoa, Chordata, Mammalia, Artiodactyla, Delphinidae. The record is from RefSeq and is a predicted model, not a curated record. Gene Ontology annotation, biological process: G protein-coupled receptor signaling pathway; detection of chemical stimulus involved in sensory perception of bitter taste; sensory perception of taste. Gene Ontology annotation, cellular component: membrane.